Messenger RNA from Cavenderia fasciculata, 990 nucleotides. RefSeq lists its product as uncharacterized. The record is from RefSeq and is a predicted model, not a curated record. NCBI's taxonomy places the organism in Eukaryota, Evosea, Eumycetozoa, Acytosteliales, Cavenderiaceae. The transcript has 4 exons. The coding region runs from base 1 to 990 and encodes 329 amino acids.
AUGAAACUAUUAUUUACUUUUGCCUUAUUAUUCUUGGUUGGAGUUUAUUCUCAACCAACUGCCAUCCAAUACAUUCAAGACUCUUACGAGACUGCUGGUGUUUUCAACUAUGGUGUCAUCAGAUUAAGUGAUGGAGCUACCCUUGACAAUGCUACAUUCACAUCGGAAUACUUUUCAAUUUGGGGAAUUUUAGCUGUCAAUGAUACCAAUAUUCUUACUCUUGGUAGUGCUCCAAGUUCUGGCAAUAUUGUAAGCUCAUUUUCAAUUGAGUCAAAGACAUUUACCACGGUAUACAGUCAGCCACCACAAGGAUUCGGGUUUGGAUUUGGACAACAACCAAUUUACUGGGAUCAAAACACUUUAACUGCUUAUGUAGCCGGUCUCGCUCUAUCAAAUAAUGAUGGAACUUUGGCUAUUAUUCCAUUAGGUUUCGGUCAAGAUAUUCCAAAUGAAGCAAUUUCUUUGGGUGUUGAUGGUUCAUUUACUACUUCACCAAUUGGUGCUUAUGAUGGUUCAAACUAUUACUAUGUUUAUUAUCAAACUGGUAACACUAUUGGUCUCGUCAAAUACUCUUUCAGUCAAUACACCUACACAUCGGUCAUCCUCACAGGAGAUAAUACUCAAGUAUUCUAUGGAACUCAACAACUCAUCUACUACAACAAUCAACUCUACUUGGCCACCUUGGAUACCAAUACCGGAGUAAAUAUUGCCACUGUCGACUUUGAGACCACUCAAGUUGAUAUCAUCUACAAGGACACUAGCUCAAACAAGUUGUUCAAGGGAACCAUCCAACCAUUCAUCUAUGACUCUGCCUCUGGAUCACUCAUUAUCCUCAACCCUGCCCAAGACCAACUCUACGUCGAUAUCUUUAAUCUCGCAACUCAAAAGGUAAAGUCCUCGGUCAUCCCAAAUACCAUUCCACAAGAAACUUUCUACAUCGUUCCAUCAACUGCUACAGUUCCAUUUUCGACAGUCGCAUCAUUUCAAUAA